Molecule: messenger RNA, 806 nt
Organism: Beta vulgaris subsp. vulgaris (sugar beet)
Lineage: Eukaryota; Viridiplantae; Streptophyta; Magnoliopsida; Caryophyllales; Amaranthaceae
Product: dirigent protein 22
Exons: 1
Coding region: 49-633 (194 amino acids)
Source: RefSeq, a predicted model, not a curated record
CAAAUCACAUCUUUAGAACUUAGCAUAAGCAAACCAAAUUAGAGGGAAAUGUCAAAGUCUUUAUUUGCUUUUUUAAAAUUUGUGAUAUUCACAAUUUAUGUGGUAGAGUUGACUUUUAUUUGGGCUGAAAGGCCCGAAACACCUUCAUGGGCCACAACAGAGCCUUAUGGGCAAGAGCAGAAAACUGUCCUACAAUUUUACUUCCAUGAAAUUGCACUAGGAGAAAACUCCACCAUUGCUUUGAUCGCUGAAGCCCAACCCGUACAGCCCAAUCGCUCAUUCGCAAGCUUCGGCAACUUGUUUAUGGCCGAUGAGCUGCUUACUGUGGGCCCAGAUAUAAACUCUAAGCUCAUAGGCCGGGCCCAAGGAUUCUCUGGUUCAGUCUCCCAGACAGAAGAAGUGCAUUUUAUAUUGGGCUUAGUUUAUAGCUUCACUGAUGGGAUCUAUAAUGGGAGUAGCUUUACCGUUUUGGGCCGAAACUCGCUGGUGAACACGGUUAGAGAGUUACCGAUUGUUAGUGGGACUGGGCGUUUUAGGAUGGCCCGUGGAUAUGCUUUGGCCCAAACAUAUUUAUUUAAUCCUACUUCUGGGAUUGUCAUUGUUGGAUACAAUGUUACACUUAUUCACCCUUAGAUAAGUUCUUAGGUUGUGGCAUGGUUUUUUUUUUUAUUGGCUCAUCUUAUUUUUUUAUGCUUUUGAUAGUGAUUUGUUGUUGAUCAUCCGAAAAGAUGAGUUAGGUUACUCUUGUUUAAGGAGUUAGGUGAGCUUUCUCCACCUAAUAAUAUAAAAGAAGAGCUUGAAACGUA